CCUCCUUCUCAUUCACGUGUUCCUCCUCUUCUCCAUCUCCAGCUUGGGACUUCUGAUAUCUCUGAUAUCUCUCGGGACAACGAGACGAUUGAUAUGCAAAUCUAAACAAUCCACUGCUGUGCUGUGCCUGACAGCUUUGUGUCUCCUUGACCUCCGCCACAAUCCUGAACAAAUCGCUUUCUCAAAGGACGCGACCUUGGACCUUUUGUCUGGACCCAAGCGAUCCGAUCUACUCUACUCACCCACAUCCACACAUCCAUCCUGCGAACAGGUGAUCAGCUCGUGAUCCCGAGUCAGCAGACCAAUCUUCUCCCAUCGAGAAUACAAGAAGUCGAUAUCGACCAUCCAAAAGCCUCGUCCAAUUUAAUCGGUGACCGCAGCGUCUGCAGUUGCACCUCUUCAGUCCUCGUCCUCUCGCGACCAGAAUCUUGUCGUCGCCUGUUGAUCCCAGAUUUCGCGGUCGCGUCGCAUCCCCAGGUUGAGAUAACACCCGCCGGACCCCCUCCAAAAAAGCGUGCAAGGUAUGUGCAGCGCCUGAUUUGCUCCCCUCCCCUCACCUCGCACCCCCUCCUCACUUCCAACUCCCAGCUCUCCAGCCCCAGUGUGCCCCCGGAUCGCGUAUGGAAUAUCAUAACUCGCCUUGCGCCUCCUACACACACUUCGCCUGUUCUUUUUUCUUUUCACUCUCACUCUUUUUGGCGCUGUGUGCUCCCUCAUGUCACAUCCGCUCGUGGAACCAUCACGUUCCUAGGGCGAAUUGGCACGACUGGUGUCCGCCGAUGGAUGGAUUGCAAGUGGUCCAUUUUCCACGCGACCUGGAACAGAGGUCACGAUCCAUCGUCGCGGUACUCCAUUGCUCCAACCCUCCAAGACCCGGAUAUGACCGCCUCCAUGGAGGGGUUCAACGCCAGUGCACUCAACUUCUCUCAACCUUCUCUCUCCGCGUCCAUGUCACCAGACCGCAAACACAGACUGCUUCUUCCCUUCUCGUCACAUCCUCCUUCAACAUUGGACCGUCGGCACUGAUUCUGUACUGCGAUGCCCAUCCUGCCCACUCUGCUGGGCCGAGUGCCAUACUCGACGGGGUGCUCGACGACAAUGUGCAAUGCUCGGCCUAACAAUGUCCACUGCCUGUUUGCACGAUGCAAUCAGUAGUCGCAAGUGCGAUGCUUGCUUGCAUCCCAUCCUAUUCCAGUCAAUCAUCGCACAGGUGGCUAUCGCCACAAUAGCACCUCCAAACAACGACCAUCUCAUUUUCUGUCAACCGCUUUGUGAUACCUGAACUGCAAUGACACGUGCUGACCUUGUAGGUACUACUUCACCAGACACAGAAACGUUCGUUUCGAGAAUCUCUGAACGAACUACUGCAGCAGAGCGCUUCGAGAACUUCCGCACCGCCGAAUCCAUCAAGUCUUUCGAGUGGUUCAGGAGUGUAGGACUUCUGUCCGUUGCACCUGUGCAAACUUCGGCCGAACACGUCACUUGGCUGCUCCGAAAAGAUCAGGUUAGGCUCAACAUUAAAUCUACCUACCUACCCCUUCGAGGUCAUCUGCGCCUCUCGGAUCCCAAUCAGUCCACGCCUACGAAUCGUAUUGCAAGGCGCAACGAUCUACACACCUACUGUCAAAAUGGCUGACCAUAUGGACCUUGAAGGCUCUGGCUUGCAGGAGGUUGCCAACGCGAUGCGCCAGGAGGAUGUCAUGGAUGGACAUAUGAAUGCGCACAAGCGAAAGCGAGAAUCGGAAUCAGCUGAUGACACGAGACGUCUCAGCAACAAGCGUGUAUCCCCAAAUGGCAAGGGAAUGGACCAAUCCAGUCACGAUGGUGCUAUCGAGGCUUUGCAAGAUUAUAGCAACCUACACAACGACCAAAAUGGUUCUGCCGAGCAUGCUUCUUCGACUGCUGCUGCUGCCCUUGCUGGCAUCUAUCCUACCAUGACUAUUCCUCAACCCACCGGCGUCUCGUUUGCCAGUCAAGACCCAGACUCGGACCGCAACCCCGAUAACUCGUUCAUGGACAAUAGCCAAGCUGGUGAAAGCUUCAUGGAGAAUCCUCAGCCGCCUCGUACCCCAAAGCCAGCUGUAGGAUCUGACGAAUGGCACAAAGUCCGAAAAGACAACCAUAAGGAAGGUAAGUUUACAAUAACCCUAACAUUCAAUCAAAGCCACAAGCUCACAAGAUGUUAGUUGAACGCCGUCGCCGAGAGACUAUUAAUGAGGGCAUCAACGAACUAGCGAAAAUUGUUCCUGGAUGUGAAAAGAACAAGGGCUCAAUUCUUCAACGUGCGGUCUCAUUCAUUACUCAACUGAAGGAGAAUGAGACUCAGAAUAUUGAAAAGUGGACUUUGGAAAAACUUUUGACCGAGCAGGCCAUUGCUGAGCUCAGCACUAGCAAUGAUAAACUCAAGGCUGAGUGCGAACGAGCAUGGCGAGAGGUUGAGACUUGGAAGAAGACAUGCCAGCUUGCAGGAUUAGACCCGAAGAAGGACGACAACUAGGACUUUUCAUCCGAAUCGAUGGACGGGCCUUGUCACUGCAUGAUUUGUGGUGAUUUAACGACUUCGACAGGAUGAUACCCCCCACGAAUGACGACUUUCGCCUUUCGCUGUUUUUCAUGUAUGGACAUUUGGAUCUUUUCCACAGCUUCUGAUGGGAGUUUUCUUUUGAGACGAGCCCCUUUUCUAACACGUUGUUUUGCUUUCCCGGUGGUAUUGAUCUUAUCGCACGCACGCACAGAUUGGAGGGAGGGUGUUUGAUGAUGACCAUAAUCGCUAGACCGAAAAACCGGGGGGGCUUGGUACCAUUUUAUUCUGCACAGCUUUGGCGUAACUCCCGAGGUGUUUUUAUGCCAUCCAUAGCAAAUUGAGACAAUCUUUUCCCAGAACCAAAAGAAAGUCGAAAAACAAAGUCGAAGGAUUUGAUUUGUCUUUCGUUUGAGGUGGAGCUUUGCGAGUUUCAUGGCAGUUGUUCUUGCUAAUGAUAGAAAAGCUUUGUAAUUUAUCAAUGAAAAGUAUCAAUAUG
Messenger RNA from Hymenoscyphus albidus, 3020 nucleotides. Lineage: Eukaryota; Fungi; Ascomycota; Leotiomycetes; Helotiales; Helotiaceae. The record is from the annotation of a GenBank genome assembly.